This is a messenger RNA of Symbiodinium sp. CCMP2456, 677 nucleotides long. NCBI's taxonomy places the organism in Eukaryota, Dinophyceae, Suessiales, Symbiodiniaceae. The record is from the annotation of a GenBank genome assembly.
GAUGCCCCAGCUUUGGAGCUCUUUGAGCUUGCACGCCAGCAAGGGCGACUCCUGGUGUUGCUGGACGGCUUUGAUGAAGCUGGACAUCUGGAGCGCGAGCUGGCCACACAAAUUUCCACGAUGCUGAACAACGAAGUGUUUCUGAUCGUAACCUCGAGGGAGAUGAGUGGCGUGCUGUCCGGAUCAGACUUCAGCCGAUUUCGCACCGUCAGGGUCAAAGAGCUGAACGAGGUGCAGCGGAAGCAGGUCAUCGAGCGAAGGCUCCCAUCCUCCGAGGCGGUGGAGUCUUUCUGCACCCAGCUGACCCUGAACCCCGCCCUCUGCAUGAUGACCAGGAACCCGCUGCUCCUGAAUGUCACGCUGUCUGUCUACGAGUCGAGUGGAGAUCUUGAUGGCCGGGCCUUAAAUCGAGGUCGCGUGUAUGGCCUGGCCCUGGACGGCAUGUUGCACAACUUGGAGAAGAAGCAUGCCUCGAGCGGGCUGGCUGUGUCGGAGGGCAUUCGAGCCUCCAGCUUGCGGGCUAUUCUCAAAAGUCUGGCUUUUGAGGCCCACUCCCAGCGCGAAGGCAGGGGCAUUCGUGACUUUCGCCGGCCCCUCGUCGAGAAGGCUAUCCGAUCUUGCCGUCUCUCCACGGACUUCAGCAUUGACGAAUGGGAGGCGGUGGAAGACAGCAUCAA